CGAUUAUCAACAUUUAAUCAUGGUGGGGACCGCACAGUUCUAGUUGUGUCAGCCGUUCAGCGGAAUGACACUUUUAGUCUGUAAAACGUCAUUUUUAAAUAGGGUAAUUGAAUGACAGCUGUGGCCCGCCACACAGUUAAUAUGGAUCGUUCUUUUAGACUGGGCCCGAGGAAGUUGAUACCCUGGAUAGUACUUAUUACGUUGGAUUUAUUAUGCGAUGUUUCAGAUGGUGCUUCCCAAGCAGAAAUCAAUAAGCACCUCGAGAUAGGUAGGAAAUUUUUGUCCAGUGGGCAGUACCAGGACGCUUUAACCCAUUACCAUGCUGCUAUUGAAGGGGAUAAUUCGAAUGCAGUAUCUUAUUUCUCAAGAGGAACUGUGUACCUUGCACUUGGCAAGGCCAAUUUGGCUCUUGCCGACUUUGAUAAAGUUUUGGAGCUGAAACCUGACUUUGCGGCUGCUCGAGUUCAACGGAGUCAUAUUCUUGUCAAACAAGCAAGACUGGAUGAGGCAGCAGAGGAACUUGACAGAGUUUUUGCAUGGGAACCCCACAACCCAGAUGCAGCUCAUUUCAGAAGCCUGAUUGACCCAGCCAGACAUGAUAUUGCUUUAGCUGAGGCAUUCAUGAGAGGAAGGGACUAUCCUGCAGCUGUAGAACUGAUAACUAAAAUUCUUGAGAUCUGUCCUUGGUCAUCAAUGUUACGAGAAUUGCGUGCGGAAGCUCAUACUGCCUUAGGUGACAGUAUGGCUGCUAUUUCCGAUAUUAGAUCUACUACUCGACUACUCUCCGACAAUACUGCUGGUUUUUUCAAGCUGUCUUUACUCUAUUAUAAACUUGGACAAGCUCCUGAAUCGUUAAAAGAAAUUCGGGAAUGUUUAAAAUUGGAUCCUGAACACAAGGAUUGCUUCCCUCACUACAAGAAAGUGAAAAAAGUAGAGAAACAGUUAAAUGAUGCUCAAGAAGCACUUCAAGCAAAUGAUUACAAGAGAUGUAUUGAUAUGUCCAAAAAGGUUUUGGUGUCAGAACCAAAUGUGGCUAACAUCCGCUUCCAAGCUCAUGAUAAAUUGUGCCAGUGCUAUCACAAAGAUGACCAAAUCACAGAGAGCUUACAAAGCUGUCAAGAUGCUUUGGAUAUUCAUAUGGACGCGAGAAUAUUGUGUGAUAGAGCUGAAGUUUACAUAGCAAGUAGUAUGUUUGAUGAUGCUGUUAGAGAUUAUCACAAAGCCUUGGACAUUGAAGAAGACUAUCAGCGUGCCAAGGAGGGAAUUCAAAGAGCCCAAAAGCUACAAAAGCAGGCAGAGCGUAGAGAUUAUUACAAGAUACUUGGAGUAUCUCGAAAUGCAGGAAAACAGGAAAUUAUAAAGGCUUACAGAAAAGCGGCACAAAAAUGGCACCCCGACAACUUCCAACAAAAUGAGAGUGAGAAGAAAAUAGCAGAGAAAAAGUUUAUUGACAUAGCAGCAGCUAAGGAAGUCUUAACUGAUCCAGAAAAAAGGCAAAAGUAUGACAAUGGAGAAGACCCUCUUGACCCUGAGUCCGGACAGCAUAAUGGUUUCAACCCCUUCCAACAGUUCCACCAAUUUCAUCAUGGUAGUCCUUUCCAAUUUAAGUUCCACUUCAACUAAACUCUUGGUGAGAAGUGAAAUCAAGCAUACUUGUGCCACUCUCAAUGGGCCUGCGGAUUUUGUGUUCAGUGCUGACUUUUUGUUAGUCCAAGCUUCAAUUUAUGAUAGAAAAUCUAUUUUCUAUGAGAAUGGUAAGGAUACUUAUUUAUUUGUACUGUUACCUUUCCUAUUUCUCCUCAGCAUUGAACACUUCAUCUGUAACCUUACAACUAGAUUUAUUUCAAGUACCUGGUCGUGGAACAUUUUGUAAAAAAAAGAAUUCUGAAUCAAAUUUUUGAGAUUUAAUUUGAAGUUCUUACUCUUUUCUGAUUGUCUUUUCCUUACAAAAGAAUAGUUGAGAAAGGUACAAGUAAUAAUCACUUUAAUAAGUGGGUCAUAUGUUCUGCAUAUGCCGCAUUGACAUGUUAACUGUGAUUUUUUUUCUAGAUUUGUUGUAAUUUGAAGAAGAGCACCGUUAUAUGAAUUAGCUAAUUUAUUAUUGUUCAAAUAAAUGAGAGAAGGCCUUCCUGUACCAAAGCUGUAUGUGUAGUUCUUACAUGUCUUGUGUCUUAUUCAGGCCUUCCCUCAUCAUUUAUGGUUUUUAUUACACACAUUUUGGCAAUUAACUUUGGAAGCAGAUGGAAAAAACAUAACUAGAGGAGUUCUCAUCAAGGUGAAAUUGGUCCUAUCAUUAGCUUGAUUAACUUCUGCAUUUCAGUCCCCUCUGGUUUAAACUUUGUUCUUAAAAAUUGCUGCAUAUAUGCUUUUAGGAAAACCGUUCCUCAAAAUACACAUCAAGGCUAGAAUUGUAUGUGUUUUAACCUCUGCCUGUUGAAAAUUGGAAUGUUUAUGAUUUUACCUCUUUCUUUUCUUUUCCAUACUCUUGGUUUUAAACUAUGUAAGGGAACCUUGACUAGCAAGUGUUUCAGAUUCCUAUACAUUAUAGUCCAAUGAAGUAUCAAAAACAAAUUUCAGGUGUGCGAGUGUGUGUGUGCCAUUGAGAUGUUCUUAGAAAGGAAUCAUCUAAUCCUAACAUGCAUUAAGAGUGACUUUUGAAUCUAAUUUGUGUGCUCUACAGCUCUGCUGCAUGCAUAUCGUUAUAAAUUUGGAUUCUCAGGAAAAAUAUGUCCUUGCAAAAUUUAUGCAUUUUAUAACAAUUAAAAAAGCGGAGGUGAAGAUUUUUACAUAUUUAUAUAUUCAGGUAUUUAUCUUCCUUGUUAUUUUUUCUCAAAAAUGUAAAGGGAAACAAAUCGAAUUGACUAUUGUGUGACAUUGUAUUUAAAUGACCUGUUUGUGAACGGUGGACAUUCAAAGUGAAACGUUCAUAGUUUAUGUACGAAGAUGAUCUCGAGAUGAUUUGAGAGGUUCUCUCAAUCAUUGUGGGCACAAAGAAAAAUAAAUUUAAAAAUUGUCAACAUUUGUGAUUUUGUACCCAGACUAAAACUUACUUAUAAUGGAUUAGUUUUCCUAGUACGACUUUCACUAUGGAAUACCUAAACUGUGAACUCUGUAAUCUUCCAAGGUUUUGUUUUAAAGAUCUUUUGUUGGUAAAAAAACAUGUGCAUGUGAAUUAUGCAUACAUGUAAGUGUGCCGAAUGAUUACAUUGUACGUGUUCUGAACAUUUUGGCUUUUUGCUUUUUAAGUAAAGACUGACGUUACAUUACGA
Thrips palmi is the source of this 3269-nucleotide messenger RNA. It is a transcript of the gene P58IPK, whose product is annotated as dnaJ homolog subfamily C member 3. Gene Ontology annotation, molecular function: misfolded protein binding; protein-folding chaperone binding. Gene Ontology annotation, biological process: protein folding in endoplasmic reticulum. Bases 112 to 1623 code for a protein of 503 amino acids. Gene Ontology annotation, cellular component: endoplasmic reticulum. NCBI's taxonomy places the organism in Eukaryota, Metazoa, Arthropoda, Insecta, Thysanoptera, Thripidae. The record is from RefSeq and is a predicted model, not a curated record. The transcript is spliced from 11 exons.